Messenger RNA from Lotus japonicus, 1406 nucleotides. RefSeq names its product probable galacturonosyltransferase-like 3. The transcript has a single exon. The record is from RefSeq and is a predicted model, not a curated record. Gene Ontology annotation, molecular function: glycosyltransferase activity. NCBI's taxonomy places the organism in Eukaryota, Viridiplantae, Streptophyta, Magnoliopsida, Fabales, Fabaceae. The coding region runs from base 35 to 1072 and encodes 345 amino acids. Gene Ontology annotation, cellular component: Golgi apparatus.
CUUAGCUCCUCCUCCCUCUUUCUGAUUCUUCUCCAUGCCACCGACACUCACACAGAUCCUCCUCGCGCUCUUCUUCGCCGCCGCGGCUGCUGCCGCGGCGGCGACCUCCGUCGAGAUCCCAGCGUUCCGGGAGGCGCCAGCAUUCCGCAACGGAAGAGAAUGCCCGAGGACUACAGCGGACAUCAAACAAGCUCACGACCCCUCCCUCAUCCACAUCGCCAUGACUCUAGACGCCACCUACCUCCGCGGCUCGGUCGCCGGCGUCUUCUCCGUCCUCCAGCACGCGUCGUGUCCGGAGAACGUCGUCUUCCACUUCGUCGCAACAUCAAACCGCCGCCACGAGCUCCGGCGAGUCAUCGCGUCCACGUUCCCGUACCUGAACUUCCGCAUCUACCAUUUCGACUCGAAUCUCGUCCGCGGCAAGAUCUCGUUCUCCAUCCGCCGCGCGCUCGACCAGCCGCUGAACUACGCGCGGAUGUACCUGGCAGACCUCGUUCCAGCGACGGUGAGGCGGAUCAUCUACUUCGACUCCGAUCUGAUCGUCGUCGAUGACGUGGCGAAGCUAUGGAGCAUCGAUCUAGGCUCGCGCGUGCUCGGCGCGCCGGAGUAUUGCCACGCGAACUUCACCAACUACUUCACGCACCGGUUCUGGUCAAAUCCUUCGUACUCAGCGUCGUUUAAGGAUCGCGGCGCGUGUUACUUCAACACCGGAGUGAUGGUUAUAGAUCUGUGGAAGUGGCGUGAGGGACGGUACACGCAGAAGCUGGAAAACUGGAUGCGGAUCCAGAAGCGGAGCCGGAUCUACGAGCUAGGGUCUUUGCCUCCGUUUUUGCUGGUGUUCGCCGGCGAGGUGGUUAGUGUGGAGCACCGGUGGAACCAGCAUGGGCUCGGCGGUGAUAAUCUGGAGGGUUUGUGCCGGGAUCUGCAUCCUGGUCCGGUGAGUCUUCUGCAUUGGAGUGGGAAGGGGAAGCCGUGGCUGAGAAUCGAUUCGAAGAAGCCGUGUCCGUUGGAUAGUUUGUGGGCCCCGUAUGAUCUCUUCCGCCAUGCUCCGUCGUUGUUUAGCGAUACGUGAUUUGGUUUUUCCGGUGAAGGUGUAUGGUACGGUUGUGGAGGUCAGUGGUAGCUGAUCGUGGCUCGUCGCGAAGGAGAGAGAGAGAGAGAGAGUGAGUUUGAAAAGACAGAUCGAGGAGGAAUGUGUGUAUGUGGAUAAAACGGUGGCGUAUUUGUGUUUUGGAUGAAACGGUGACGUUGGGAUUUGAUGUGAUGAUUAUGUACAUAUAGUAUUCGCUGAUAGAAACUAGUACUAGUACUAGUAUAGUGGUACGGUUUUCAGUGUGAGUUGUGCACUGAUUGAUUGUAUAAAAUCUUCUUCCACUAGAAGGAUUCGUUAGUUUCUUUUUUCUUUU